Molecule: messenger RNA, 2188 nt
Organism: Austrofundulus limnaeus
Lineage: Eukaryota; Metazoa; Chordata; Actinopteri; Cyprinodontiformes; Rivulidae
Gene: sypl2b
Product: synaptophysin-like 2b
Exons: 6
Coding region: 158-889 (243 amino acids)
Cellular component (GO): synaptic vesicle membrane; synaptic vesicle
Source: RefSeq, a predicted model, not a curated record
CUGUGGUCACGUGACGUGUGAGCUGCUGCGAUUCGCCCGAGACCAGAGCAGAGAGAGUUGUAGUAAAGUUUGAGCGGACCGAGGAGUCCCUGCUAAAACCUAAAGAAGAUCACUGCUUCGUCUGCACUUUACACCCUCCUUUGUCCUUGAAGAAACGAUGGAUUCCGUCGCACAGAAAGUGCUGACCUCGGGAUUCAGACUGGACUUUGGACCUUUGAAAGAACCUCUGGCGUUUAUCCGUCUGCUAGAAUGGCUGUUUUCCAUAUUCGCCUUUGCAACAACUGGGGGUUUCAGCGGCUCGAGCAGCAUCAACGUCGUCUGCCAGGGAAGUAAAGGCGAAGAAAUACAAGCACAUUUCAACUACCCCUUCAGGUUGAUGGACCAUCCCUUUAAAGUCCCCAACUGUGUUAACCAAACGUCCACCACUGACUACUUCUUGACUGGAGACUUCUCAUCCUCGGCGCAGUUUUAUGUGUGCGUCGGAGUGCUGGCGUUCCUCUACAGCACCGCCACGUUAGUCAUCUAUCUGGGUUAUCAGCACCUGUACAGAGAAUCCAGUCGUGGUCCUAAUCUGGAUCUGCUUGUGAGCGUAGCCUUGGCCUUCCUCUGGCUGACAGCAUCAUCUGCUUGGGCCAAAGGUUUGACCGAUGUAAACUGGAAAGCUAAACCUACAACCAUCAUUAGUGGGAUUGAUGUUUGCAAAAUUAGUACCAACAAGUGCACCCCAGGAGCCUUGCCUCAUAUGGGCCGACUAAACGCCUCAGUGAUAUUUGGUUUCCUUAAUCUCAUCCUGUGGGGAGGCAACUGUUGGUUUAUUUACAAGGAAACGCCUUUCCACAAAUCAUCCACCCAACCGGGCAUUGUGGAGGAAGGAGUUACAUCAUCAUAACGGCCCCACUUUCUCAUUUCCAAAUCGCCAUCACAUGCAGAAGUGACUGCACUGAAUUGUUUUUCCAGUUUGACUACGUUUCAAACUCACUUCAGAAAGUACUAAAACUUUAUUAUUUAGACAAAAAUUGAAGAUACUCAUUGCAAAGUAUGAAAUCAAACAGAAAAUGUUAUUCUGAACUUCAUUGAGUGGUGCAGAUUGAAUACGUUCCAGUAGAUUUUCAGAGAUAUUGAUUAAAAUUCUGAAAUGCAGGUCCACACUAACUGUAAACUAAAAACUGCUUAAUCUACUGARAACUACAUUGUUUGACCUACUUUCACUCUCUUUGGUUGUUUCCGUCGGUAAACAAACAUACAUGGUCUUUGAUGUCAGAUUUUUAGUUUAGGGACACGUUAUCACUGAUGUGGAAAAAAAAUAGCAUUUGCUAUUUUGUUUUUAUUUAUUUAUUAGUCCGAUCUUCAUGUCUUUGGGAUGAGUAUCUUUAAUAUAGAUAAUUCAAAUAAUCAAAAUUAUUACCCUAAUCUAUGCUAACAUUUUACAUUUUGAGUUUAUUGAAGGGAGUGCCCCUUAAAAUGUUCAAUGUUUUUUUUUUUUGUACGGUAUGCUGAGACACAAAUACAAAAUUAUCAAACCUGCUUGGCCAAUUCUUCACCUUUAUGAUGAACUUUUCUGUUUGCAGCACAACAGAUAUUGAGUAUUUCUGCCCUCAGUAAUCUUUAUAAAAACUCAGUGCUAUUGUGAGUACAGAAAAAUAGUUCAUUGAAAAUACUUGAAUGUGUUUGUAGUGGGCAGCACAACAGAAGACAAUUGAAUUCAAAACUCAUCUGCCUAUGAAACGUUAAAUAAUUUCAUUGCAGUUUAGUUGUGAUAUGUUACAUCUCAUCAUAGAAAGUUUUAGUGAGAUUCUUACUUUAGAYCUUAAAGUGUUUGUGUUCUGUUUGGAUUAAAAUAGCUCUGCAUAAAUCUUUUAUCUGAAACUUUUUCACUUCUAAACUAGAAUCUGCAGMUGUGCUUUAAAAAUUGCUUAAAAUAAGAUUUCAGUCUUGAAGUAUUCCUUUUUUUAAUUGAGUGUCUUAUGCAUUGUGUGCCUUCUGUUUUUGAUCUGCCUCUGAUUUUGUUUAAGCAAAAUUUCUUUUCACAGGAAAGGUCAUUUAGAUUUAAAUCUUUCACAUGAGCUCUAUGUUUUGCAAGUUGUUUCAAUUUCUGCCAUUCCCCUAUUUACAUAGUUGCUUCUCUUUCACUGUACUGACACUGUUAAAAAUCUCAGAAAUAAAACUGGAUUCUUUGUAUUAAAAUCCA